Molecule: messenger RNA, 2796 nt
Organism: Penicillium canescens
Lineage: Eukaryota; Fungi; Ascomycota; Eurotiomycetes; Eurotiales; Aspergillaceae
Product: putative mRNA splicing factor RNA helicase (Prp16)
Exons: 3
Coding region: 1-2796 (931 amino acids)
Biological process (GO): mRNA splicing, via spliceosome
Cellular component (GO): spliceosomal complex; intracellular anatomical structure
Molecular function (GO): RNA binding; ATP binding
Source: RefSeq, a predicted model, not a curated record
AUGUCUCGCGAUAUGGGUCCCCCGGCCAAAAGGCAGAAGAGCUCUGGCAACCUCCCGCCACAGCUACGCGACGCCAAGCGGAAGGAUAUCGACACUUGGGAAACCAAUCGAAUGCUCACAUCCGGUGUAGCACAAAGACGCGACCAUGAAGGAGAUUUCAUGCCCGAAGAUGAGGAGGCAACUCGAGUCCAUUUGCUCGUUCACGACCUCCGGCCACCUUUCCUCGAUGGCCGCACCAUCUUUACGAAGCAGCUCGAGCCGAUCUCCGCUGUCCGCGACCCGCAGAGUGACAUGGCAGUGUUCAGUCGGAAGGGAAGCAAAGCUGUACGUGACCGUCGACAGCAGCGCGAGCGGCAGAAACAGGCCCAGGAAGCGACAAACAUGGCUGGCACAGCUUUGGGCAACUUGAUGGGUGUCAAGGAGGAUGAGGGCGACAGCGCAGUCGCUAUGCCCGUUGAGGAUACCUACAAAGGAGGAGGAAACAAGUUUGCCAAGCAUCUGAAGAAGGACGGCGGAGCCAGCGCGUUCAGCUCGAGCAAGACUAUGCGGGAACAGAGAGAGUAUCUUCCUGCUUUUGCUGUUCGCGAAGACCUACUGAGGGUCAUCCGGGACAACCAGGUUGUGGUGGUUGUUGGAGAGACAGGAUCAGGAAAGACCACACAGUUGACCCAGUUCCUGCACGAGGAUGGCUACUCAAAGAAUGGCAUGAUUGGAUGCACGCAGCCUCGCCGUGUGGCCGCAAUGAGUGUCGCAAAGCGUGUCAGCGAGGAAAUGGAAGUCGAUCUUGGUUCUACUGUUGGAUAUGCAAUCCGUUUUGAGGAUUGCACCAGCGAUCAGACGGUGAUUAAGUACAUGACGGAUGGUGUCUUGUUGCGAGAGUCUCUCGUCCAGACGGAUCUCGACAAAUACUCCUGUAUCAUAAUGGACGAGGCGCACGAAAGAGCUUUGAACACCGACGUCUUGAUGGGUCUUCUCAAGAAAGUUCUGGCUCGGCGCAGGGACUUAAAAUUGAUUGUGACAUCGGCAACGAUGAACUCAGAGCGUUUUUCGCGUUUUUACGGAGGUGCUCCGGAAUUCAUCAUCCCCGGAAGAACGUUCCCGGUCGAUCUUCACUUCUCACGCACACCCUGCGAGGAUUAUGUCGAUAGUGCGGUCAAGCAGAUCUUGGCUAUUCAUGUAUCGCAGGGUCCGGGUGAUAUCCUUGUCUUCAUGACUGGACAAGAGGAUAUUGAAGCAACCUGCGAGCUCACUGACGAGCGGUUGAAGCUACUGAAUGACCCUCCAAAACUCAGCAUCUUACCCAUUUACAGUCAAAUGCCAGCUGAGCAACAAGCCAGAAUCUUCGAGAAGGCUGCUCCGGGCGUACGCAAAGUUAUUGUUGCUACCAACAUCGCCGAGACUAGUUUGACUGUCGACGGUAUUAUGUAUGUUGUUGAUGCUGGUUACUCAAAGUUGAAGGUGUACAACCCGCGCAUGGGUAUGGACACUCUCCAGAUUACGCCAAUCUCUCAGGCCAAUGCAAACCAGCGAUCCGGACGAGCUGGCCGAACAGGACCAGGUAAGGCCUAUCGUCUCUACACCGAGACGGCCUACAAGAACGAAUUGUACAUUCAAACGAUUCCCGAGAUUCAGCGUACCAGUCUCGCAAAUACCGUGCUCUUGCUCAAGUCUCUUGGCGUGAAGGAUCUUAUGGACUUUGACUUCAUGGAUCCUCCUCCGCAGGAGACAAUCUCCACAUCUCUUUUCGAGCUUUGGUCUCUGGGCGCUCUCGACAACCUGGGCGAACUAACAUCCUUGGGACGCCGCAUGACGCCCUUCCCUAUGGACCCCCCUCUCGCCAAGCUCAUCAUCAUGGCAUCUGAAGAAUACGGCUGUAGCGAGGAGAUGUUGACCAUCGUCUCAAUGCUUUCAGUUCCAAACGUUUUCUACCGACCUAAAGAACGAAUCGAAGAAUCAGACUCUGCUCGCGAGAAAUUCUUCGUCCCAGAAUCCGACCACUUAACCCUCCUCCACGUCUACACUCAAUGGAAAACCAAUGGAUGGUCCGACUCAUGGUGCGUUAAGCACUUCCUACACGCCAAAACCCUCCGUCGUGCAAAGGAAGUCCGCGACCAGCUCCACGACAUCAUGACCGUCCAGAAAAUGCCACUCAUCAGUUGCGGCACAGACUGGGACAUGAUCCGCAAAUGUAUCUGCUCAGGUUACUACCAUCAAGCCGCACGCGUCAAGGGUAUUGGCGAAUUCAUCAACCUCCGUACCAGCGUUACUAUGGCCCUUCACCCUACAAGUGCACUUUACGGUCUGGGCUACGUACCAGAGUACGUAGUAUACCACGAGUUGAUCCUCACAGCCAAGGAGUACAUGUCCACAGUGACCGCAGUCGAUCCUCAUUGGCUCGCCGAACUAGGAGGCGUCUUCUACUCCGUCAAAGAGAAAGGCUACUCGCAGCGCGAUCGCCGCGUAACAGAACUCGAAUUCAACCGUCGCAUGGAAAUCGAAUCGCAGAUGGCAGUUGACCGCGAACGUGCUGCAGCCGAUAAGCGGCGCGAGGAAGAACGGAACGAUCCCACGCGCCGCAAAAGAGAAGUCGAGGCUGGAGCGGGGUCUGCCGUGCGCCGACCUGUCAUUAAACCGGGGCGGAAGGUCGGCGGUCUUACUGCUUCGUCCUCUACUUCGUCGCGGCCUAGUGCCAAUGGAAAUGGCAGCGGUAGUGGAGGGGCAGGAAGGGGUGGUGGUUCUGGGGGGAGUGUCGUUAAGAGACCAACUAUUCCCCGGAGGCCAGGGCGGGCAUUUUGA